This is a messenger RNA of Ceutorhynchus assimilis (cabbage seed weevil), 1023 nucleotides long. Lineage: Eukaryota; Metazoa; Arthropoda; Insecta; Coleoptera; Curculionidae. The record is from the annotation of a GenBank genome assembly.
AUGAACGAGCUGGAUAGUCUGAGACAGGAAGCUGAAACACUCAAAAAUGCCAUCCGGGAUGCCAGAAAAGCGGCGGCGGAUACGAACCUGGCAGCGGCCACCGCCACCCUGGAACCGAUCGGACGGGUGCAGAUGCGCACACGCCGAACGCUCCGCGGUCACUUGGCGAAAAUCUACGCGAUGCACUGGGGCUCGGACAGCCGGAAUUUGGUGUCCGCCUCGCAGGAUGGCAAGCUUAUUGUCUGGGACAGUCACACCACCAAUAAGGUUCAUGCGAUACCUCUCAGAUCGUCGUGGGUAAUGACGUGCGCGUACGCGCCCUCAGGGUCCUAUGUAGCUUGCGGUGGAUUAGAUAACAUAUGCUCUAUUUAUAGCCUAAAAACUAGAGAAGGAAAUGUCAGAGUAAGCCGAGAAUUACCUGGGCACACAGGGUACCUAUCCUGCUGCCGUUUCCUCGACGAUAAUCAAAUUGUGACCAGUUCAGGUGAUAUGUCCUGUGCCCUGUGGGACAUUGAGACUGGACAGCAAGUGACCAGUUUUCUAGGACACACCGGAGACGUUAUGUCUUUGUCUUUGGCGCCUGACAUGCGUACAUUUGUCUCAGGUGCCUGUGAUGCGUCCGCAAAACUGUGGGACAUCAGAGAGGGCAUGUGCAAACAAACGUUCCCGGGCCACGAGUCUGACAUAAACGCAGUCACAUUCUUCCCUAACGGUUUUGCUUUUGCGACGGGUAGUGACGACGCAACUUGCCGUUUAUUCGAUAUCAGGGCGGAUCAAGAAUUGGCGAUGUACAGCCACGAUAACAUAAUCUGUGGUAUCACCAGUGUGGCGUUCAGUAAAUCUGGCAGAUUAUUAUUGGCAGGAUAUGACGACUUCAACUGCAAUGUGUGGGAUUCAAUGAAAACGGAACGGGCAGGUAUUCUAGCUGGUCACGACAACAGAGUAAGUUGUCUGGGAGUGACGGAAAACGGAAUGGCCGUAGGCACCGGCUCCUGGGACAGCUUCCUGCGCAUCUGGAACUAA